Molecule: messenger RNA, 4446 nt
Organism: Eublepharis macularius
Lineage: Eukaryota; Metazoa; Chordata; Lepidosauria; Squamata; Eublepharidae
Gene: CNNM2
Product: cyclin and CBS domain divalent metal cation transport mediator 2
Exons: 8
Coding region: 16-2649 (877 amino acids)
Biological process (GO): magnesium ion homeostasis; transport
Cellular component (GO): plasma membrane
Molecular function (GO): magnesium ion transmembrane transporter activity
Source: RefSeq, a predicted model, not a curated record
UCCCCUGACAGGAACAUGGCCGCGCCGGUGCCCGCGGCUGUUGCCUGGCUCAUGGCCGGGGCGGGAGGCGGCGAGCGAGAGGCACGGGCGCUCUUGCGGUCGCCUCUGCUGCUGCCGCUGCUGCUGGGUAUUCUCCUCAGCCGGUGCCUGGGUGAACAGCCCCCACGCACCGCCUCCGCCGCCGCUGCGGCCGCCUCCUCGUUGCCUGGCGCGCCUGACUCGGAGGAGACGGUGAUCAUCGGACUGCGGCUGGAAGACACGGACGACGUGUCGUUCAUGGAAGGGGGAGCUCUACGUGUGAGCGAGAGGACUCGUGUCAAGCUACGUAUCUACGGGCAAAAUAUCAAUAACGAGACUUGGUCCCGCAUCGCCUUUACUGAACAUGAGAGGCGGCGGGACGGGGAAGGCAGGCGGCGGCCCGCGGAGCAAGAGGACGGUCCGGUUCCCGUUGGCUCCCUCUCUCCGGCCCCGCAGCGCUGCGGCAUCCGCACUUCGGACAUCAUCAUCCUGCCUCACAUCAUCCUCAACCGUCGCACCUCGGGCAUCAUCGAGAUCGAUAUCAAGCCUCUGCGCAAAACGGAGAAGAGCAAAUCCUACUACUUGUGCACCUCCGUGUCCUCCCCAGCGGUCCUGGGAGGAGCGGGGAGCUCCGCUGGAGGAGCCAGUGGCGGAGGGAGUAUUAUUGGCCCUGAUGGGGGACCGUGGACUGAGACGACCUGGAUCUACCAUGACGGUGAGGAUACCAAGAUGAUCGUAGGCGAAGAAAAGAAGUUCUUGCUGCCCUUUUGGCUGCAGGUGAUCUUCAUCUCUCUCUUGCUGUGCCUCUCUGGCAUGUUUAGUGGCCUCAACCUGGGUCUUAUGGCACUUGACCCCAUGGAGCUAAGAAUUGUGCAGAACUGUGGGACAGAAAAAGAAAAGAACUAUGCUAAGCGCAUUGAACCUGUACGUCGCCAAGGCAAUUAUUUGCUCUGUUCCUUGCUGUUGGGUAACGUGUUGGUCAACACCACCCUUACCAUCCUACUCGAUGAUAUUGCUGGUUCUGGGUUGGUGGCUGUAGUGGUCUCCACCAUUGGUAUCGUCAUAUUUGGCGAGAUUGUGCCGCAGGCUAUCUGUUCAAGGCAUGGCCUUGCUGUAGGCGCCAAUACCAUCUUUCUCACCAAAUUCUUCAUGAUGAUGACCUUCCCAGCCUCUUACCCAGUCAGUAAACUGCUAGACUGUGUUUUAGGGCAGGAAAUUGGUACUGUAUACAAUCGUGAGAAAUUGCUUGAGAUGUUGAGGGUCACUGACCCUUACAAUGAUCUGGUGAAGGAAGAACUGAAUAUCAUCCAAGGGGCAUUGGAAUUGCGCACAAAGACAGUGGAGGAUGUAAUGACCCCGCUCCGGGAUUGUUUCAUGAUUGCUGCUGAAGCCAUGCUUGAUUUCAACACUAUGUCUGAGAUUAUGGAGAGUGGUUAUACCCGCAUCCCAGUCUUUGAAGGGGAUCGCUCCAACAUUGUGGACCUUCUUUUUGUCAAGGAUUUGGCCUUUGUGGAUCCUGAUGACUGUACCCCACUGAAGACAAUCACCCGUUUUUAUAACCACCCACUGCAUUUCGUCUUCAAUGAUACCAAGCUUGAUGCCAUGCUUGAGGAAUUCAAAAAAGGUAAAUCUCACUUGGCAAUAGUACAGCGGGUGAACAAUGAAGGGGAAGGGGAUCCUUUUUAUGAAGUCUUGGGCAUUGUUACCUUGGAAGAUGUAAUAGAAGAGAUCAUCAAGUCUGAGAUUCUAGAUGAAACAGAUCUGUACACUGAUAACAAAACCAAAAAGAAAGUAGCUCAUCGGGAGAGAAAGCAGGACUUCUCUGCCUUCAAACAGACAGACAGUGAAAUGAAGGUUAAAAUCUCACCACAGUUGCUCUUGGCAAUGCAUCGUUUCCUAGCAACAGAGGUUGAAGCAUUUGGCGUAUCCCAGAUGUCUGAGAAGAUCCUUCUGAGGCUCCUGAAACAUCCCAAUGUCAUUCAGGAAUUGAAGUAUGAUGAGAAGAACAAGAAAGCCCCUGAAUACUACCUCUAUCAGCGAAACAAGCCUGUUGAUUACUUCAUUCUAAUAUUACAGGGGAAAGUGGAAGUGGAGGCUGGAAAAGAGGGCAUGAAGUUUGAGGCGGGUGCUUUUUCAUACUAUGGAGUGAUGGCUCUCACAGCACCACCAGUUCCUUUGUCCCUGUCUCGUACCUUUGUUGUCAGCAGAACUGAAUUAUUAGCAGCAGGUACGCCAGCUGAGAACAAAUCACCACCUCGUCCUUGUGGCUUGAAUCAUUCAGACUCUCUUAAUAGAAGGGAUCGCAUUGAUGCAGUGACACCAACAUUAGGGAGUAGCAGCAACCAACUUAACUCCUCAUUUGUUCAAGUAUAUGUUCCUGACUACUCAGUGAGAGCAGUCUCAGACAUUCAGUAUGUCAAGAUUUCAAGACAACAGUAUCAAAAUGCCUUAAUGGCAUCCAGGAUGGACAAAACACCUCAGUCCUCUGACAGUGAAAACACUAAAAUCGAACUUCCUCUUACAGAACUACCUGAUGGUUUGCCAGAUGAGACGGCAAAUUUGCUGAAUGAACAGAACUGUGUGACUCACAACAAGUCCAACCACAAUAUGCACAGCGAAGGCGCUAUCUAGGAGCUGACAGGCAGUAUCUCCUUCAGUUCUCCAUCCCAGCCCUCCCCUUCAUCAGGACCAGUCCUCAUGCCUUCCCCUUUCCAUCUACCUGACUGUGAAUACCAUUAGUACAUGCUUAUUAAGCUGUGCUACAUCAAGUUCUCUGAGACCAAAGACUUCAUGCCCAGAAAAAGAAAUGGGAAGGAAGGGGAAUGCAGAAAGCAAGAGACAGUCAUCAAGAAAAAUGCAACUCUCACCUAAGCACUGCUUGGGAAUGGUGAGCCACUCUUCUGGAGUGAAUGGCUAAAUUCUUCCUAGUGGAGCAGAAUCAUGUUUAUUUUUCCAUCCUCCAAAUAAUGUGCAGAAAAGUGUAAAUGAACAGCUGUGGUUUAUUUUUUCAAGAAAGAUCGUGUUUUUUAAAAGGUAUUUUACAGUUUUAAAUGUUGCAGGACAUUCCCAGUUAAGCUCUGUUGUAUUGUAUGUGAAUUUGCCCCACUGUACCUCUCCCAUAUCUUUGGUUCCUUGUUGGAAUGGCAAACUGGUACUACAAUGUAUUUGUUUUGUAAGAACAAAGAAUGAAUGAAAUUUAAGGAACUGUGACACCUCUAUCUUGUGAGAUGGGAAGAAGUUGUAAUUCUCCCUGUAGCUUAUCUUGUGGGAAGGUGUUAUUUUGUGCUGUGUAUAUGCAAAAAAAUUACUAAAAUGGCUAGGGGUAUCACAAAAAAAUGAUGUGUGCCAUAUAUGAAAGUGAGGUUUUGAUUUUCUUAGGUGAAACUACAGAGGCAGUACUUUUUCCAGAGACCUGCACAACACAUUUUAUUUCCAGCCAUUUGUAUUUCUCUUUCUCCUGGGGAACUAAUGAUGAAUCUCAAUGAGUGCAUACCUUUAAAAUGUUUUAUGUGACAGUAUGCAAAGGUCACAUAAUUUAAGAUGUGUCAGUCCACCAGUCACCUAAAACCCUUUCUGUAACAGUGCUGCUUUGAUGAUGGCCAAAGUAGUCCUCUCUUCACCAUGUAUGCCUGGGUUACUUUACCUCCUUUUAGGAUGGACUGGAGCGUGUUCUAAACAAUGGUGUUGGAGAGGAGAAUCUAGUAACAUUUUAUACUGUUCUGCAAGUUCUCCUUUUUAAAAACCGCUGUCUAAACUUCCUUUCAUUGAGCCCUAGGAUAAGCAUAUGGGCAUGAGAAUUGAAUCAGGAAAGCCGUUGGGAUAUUCUAGACUUCCACAGGUCAGGGGGGCUGAAAAAUCUACUUUGCGAGUAUUAUUUGAGCAUGCCUCUUCUUACGGAGUUUUUUGAAUUGUGCAUUUGAACAACUUCACUUGAGAUCAUUGUGACUUGUCUGUGCCCUUUCUUGGUGGUUUAUAAGAAGUAUAAGUGUGAAAAUCAGUAUUACUGUAUCAGAAGACAGGCCUGCUCUGCAGCACGAGUCCAUGCUGACCUCAUGCUUUGCUAGAAGCCUGGGUCACAGGACUGCUUCUCAUUCUUUUACCCAAGUAGAGAAACAGAGUAAAUCCUUCACUGUUCAACUUGCAUAAGUACUUUUGGGAAACAAAUAGUGUUUUUUUCCAGACAGCUCUUGGUGCAUACUUAUGGUAAAGUUUAUCCCUUCAGGAGGUGGUUGAAAGUGGGAGAGUUGCUUGCUUGCUUUCAUGAAAAGCAGGAGGAAAUUCACUGGGUGUUCAAUUUACAGGAAGUGUGCAGCUCCCUCGACAAAAGCCUCUGUGAAAAUGCAUCUCGCUUACGAUUACGAUAUUUUCUCUGGGAAAAUGCAAUCAUUUACCAGCAGAUCUUUUAUUAAAGGUUGUUCUUUAAAAUUG